Molecule: messenger RNA, 3177 nt
Organism: Vitis riparia (riverbank grape)
Lineage: Eukaryota; Viridiplantae; Streptophyta; Magnoliopsida; Vitales; Vitaceae
Product: coatomer subunit beta-1-like
Exons: 4
Coding region: 123-2972 (949 amino acids)
Biological process (GO): intracellular protein transport; intra-Golgi vesicle-mediated transport; endoplasmic reticulum to Golgi vesicle-mediated transport
Cellular component (GO): COPI vesicle coat; cytoplasm
Molecular function (GO): structural molecule activity
Source: RefSeq, a predicted model, not a curated record
UCUGUUCUCCGGAUUUCCUGAUCCCCACUUUCGGUCGUCCACCACCAAAGACGGUGUGUCUCGAUCUCCCCCUCCCUUCCUCUGGAGUUUGGCCUGCAACAUCUCCAUCUCUGCAACCAUCAAUGGAGAGAUCGUGCAGUCUCCUCAUCCACUUCGACAAGGCCACGCCCGCCAUGGCCAACGAGAUCAAACAGGCCUUGGAAUCCAACGACUUCGACGCCAAAAUCGACGCUAUGAAGAAAGCCAUUUUGAUGAUCCUCAACGGAGAAUCUAUUCCCCAACUCUUCAUCACCAUCAUCCGCUACGUCCUCCCAUCGGAGGACCACAUCAUCCAAAGGCUCCUCUUGCUCUAUCUCGAAACCCUAAAAAAGACAGACUCCACCGGCCGGAUGCUUCCGGAGAUGAUCCUCGUGAUUCAGAACCUCCGCAACAACCUCCAGCACCCUAACGAGUACAGCCGCGGCGUCUGCCUCCGCUUCCUGUGCCGCGUCGCCGAGCCCGAGCUCAUCGAGCCUCUGGUACCCUCAAUCAUCGGAAACCUUGAGCACCGCCACCCCUUUGUUCGGCGGAACGCGGUGCUCGCGGUUAUGUCGAUCUAUGGCCUCCCUCAUGGCGAGCAGUUGCUGGAUCACGCUCCCGAGCUGAUCCAGCAGCUGCUGGUGUCGGAGCUGGACGCUUCCGUUAAGCGGAAUGCGUUCUUGAUGUUGUUUAAUUGUGCACAAUUUAAGGCUGUUGAUUAUGUUUUCAGUAAUAUUGAUAGGGUUCCGGAUUGGGAUGAGCAGAUGCAGAUGGUGGUGUUGGAAUUGAUUAAGAAGGUUUGUAGGACAAAUAAGGAUGAAAAGGGGAAGUACAUUAAGAUAAUUAUAUCUUUGUUGAACUCGCCCUUGACUGCGGUUAUAUACGAGUGUGCAAAUACUCUAAUGUCCUUGUCAUCUGCCCCGACUGCCAUUAGGGCUGCGGCAAACACAUACUGUCAGCUGUUGCUGUCACAGAGUGAUAACAAUGUUAAGCUUAUUGUGUUAGAUAGGCUCAAUGAGCUUAAGUCUUUGCAUAGGGGGGUCAUGGUUGAGAUGAUUAUGGAUGUGCUUAGGGCCUUAUCGAGUCCAAGUCUUGAUAUUAGGAGGAAAACAAAUGAUAUUGCGCUUGAUUUGAUAACCCCGAAGAAUGUUGAUGAGGUUGUGCUUGUGCUGAAGAAGGAGGUGGUGAAGACACAGAGUGUUGAGCUUGAGAAGAAUGGGGAGUAUAGGCAAAUGCUUAUACAAGGGAUACAUUCUUGUGCGAUUAAGUUCCCAGAGGUGGCGAGCACGGUUGUUCUUCUUUUGAUGGAUUUCUUGGGGGACAACAAUGUUGCUUCUGCCAUAGAUGUGAUUGUUUUUGUGCGUGAGAUUAUUGAAACAAAUCCAAAGUUACGGGUAUCGAUAAUAACGAGGCUUUUGGACACUUUUUACCAGAUCCGUGCUGCUAGGGUGUGUUCUUGUGCUCUUUGGAUCCUUGGAGAGUACUGCCUCUCUAUUCCGGAAGUUGAGAGUGGAAUUGAGACAAUUAAGCAGUGUCUUGGGGAGCUCCCAUUCUUCACGGCUAGUGAGGAAGGAGAUGCACCCAAUGCUCUGAAGAGUUCUCAACAGGUGAACUCUAUUACUGUAUCUUCUAGACGUCCUGCCAUUCUUGCAGAUGGGACCUAUGCCACACAGAGUGCAGCCAUAGAAACUACCUUGUCACCACAAACCCUUGUUCAAGGAUCAUUGGCUUUGGUUGGAAACUUGAGAUCAUUGAUUCUUUCAGGCGACUUUUUCCUCGGGGCAGUUGUUGCUUGCACACUGACAAAGCUUGUUUUGCGAUUGGAAGAUGUUCAGGAAUUGAAAACUGAAGUGAACAAAUUAUCUACAGAAGUCUUAUUGAUCAUGGUUUCUAUGCUGCAACUGGGUCAGUCCUCGUAUUUCCCACACCCAAUCGACAAUGAUUCUUAUGAUAGGAUUGUCCUUUGUAUCAGAUUGUUAUGUAACACUGGUGAUGAGAUUAGGAAGAUAUGGCUGCAGUCUUGCCGACAGAGUUUUGUUAAAAUGCUGGCUGAUAAGCAGUUUCGUGAAACAGAGGAAAUUAAAGCAAAGGCUCAAAUUUCCCAUGCACAGCCAGAUGAUCUUAUUGACUUCUAUCAUCUGAAAAGCAGGAAGGGUAUGAGCCAGCUUGAAUUGGAAGAUGAGGUGCAAGAUGAUCUCAAACGUGCUACUGGAGGGUUCACAAAGGAUGGAGAUGAUGUAAAUAAACUUAAUCGCAUUCUUCAGCUCACAGGAUUCAGUGACCCUGUCUAUGCUGAAGCGUAUGUAACAGUUCAUCAUUAUGACAUUGUCCUUGAUGUUACCAUCAUCAAUCGAACCAAGCUGACCCUCCAGAAUUUGUGCUUGGAGUUGGCAACCAUGGGUGAUCUCAAACUUGUGGAGCACCCACAAAACUAUUCAUUAGCUCCCCGAUCAAGCAAGCAGAUUAAGGCAAAUAUUAAGGUUUCUUCAACUGAAACAGGAGUCAUAUUUGGUAACAUUGUUUACGAGACUUCAAAUGUGCUUGAACGAAAUGUUAUUGUCCUCAAUGACAUCCAUAUUGAUAUAAUGGAUUACAUUUCUCCGGCAUCCUGUGCUGAUGUGGCAUUUAGAACCAUGUGGGCUGAGUUUGAGUGGGAAAACAAGGUUGCUGUAAACACUAUUAUUGAAGAAGAGAAAGAAUUUUUGGACCAUAUAAUCAAGUCAACUAACAUGAAGUGCCUUACUCCACUCUCGGCAUUAGAUGGGGAGUGUGGGUUCCUUGCGGCAAACCUAUAUGCAAAGAGCGUAUUUGGAGAGGAUGCUUUAGUAAAUGUGAGCAUUGAGAAACAAGCCAAUAGCAAAAUAACUGGAUUCAUCAGAAUACGAAGUAAAACUCAAGGAAUUGCUCUCAGUCUCGGGGAUAAAAUCACUCUCAAACAGAAGGGAAGCAGUUGAAUGAAUUCAAUGCCUAUUUUUCACAAGAUCAUCUCCAUAUAAGGCUCAUUGUCCUUGCUUUUCUUUUUGAGAUUCAAUGAUGUUUUUUCUUUUUUUUGCAAAAGAAGGCGGAAUGAUUUUAGCUUUUCUUUGUAGUAAAUUAAAUUGUGAGGAUGAAAUAAAGGAAAUUAAUGAGAUAUGAGAAAAUUAUUUGGAUUGAUUUUCA